Messenger RNA from Lytechinus pictus (painted urchin), 3752 nucleotides. RefSeq names its product putative hydroxypyruvate isomerase. The record is from RefSeq and is a predicted model, not a curated record. The transcript is spliced from 8 exons. NCBI's taxonomy places the organism in Eukaryota, Metazoa, Echinodermata, Echinoidea, Temnopleuroida, Toxopneustidae. Bases 108 to 917 code for a protein of 269 amino acids.
AAUCGCGGUGGUUGCGGACCGCAUUCAGCAGCUUCCUCAGUCACAGUCACACCCCUAGACGACAACAAAAGAAGAGUGAAAGGAUUUGGGAUCGUGGAUAAAUCAAGAUGCCUCUCAAAUUUGCAGCCAACAUUUCCAUCAUGUUCACAGAGAUAACGAGCUUCGCCAGCCGUUAUGCCGCGGCUAAAACAGCGGGAUUUCGAGCUGUGGAAUGUGUUUUUCCUUACGACUUUUCGAAAGACGAAAUCGCAGCAGCGAGGAAGCAAGCGGGAGUCGAUCAUGUUUUGAUGUCCAGUUGGCCAGGUGACAGAACAGCGGGGGAAUUUGGACUGGCUGCUCUCCCUGGAAGACAGAAAGAAUUCCAGGAAACUUUUGAGCUUUCCGUUGACUACUGCAAAGCUCUUUGUUGCAAGAGGAUGCAUAUUAUGUCUGGAAAGAUUCCAGCCCAUGAGGAAGGUCAACAGUCAACCCUUCUCUCUCAAAUGGAGGGUACACUGGUGGAGAAUUUGAAGUAUGCAGCUGAGAGACUGAAGAGGGAAGACAUCACAGCUGUUAUCGAGCCUAUUAACGAUAGAUACACCAUUCCAAACUACUUUCUAACAAGGCAAGACCAAGCGGUCAAUAUACUCAAGAGAGUUGACUGUGACAAUGUGAAACUGCAGCUAGAUGUCUACCAUGUUCAGCUAGUUCAUGGUGAUCUGACAAGAAUCAUCAAGGAAUACAUGCCUUAUGUGGGUCACAUCCAGGUAUCACAAGCCCCUGGAAGAAAUGAGCCCAGUCUGAAGGGAGAGAUAGACUAUGACUAUAUCUUUGAUGUGCUCGAGGGGUCCGAUUACGAUGGCUGGAUUGGAGCAGAGUAUAAGCCCUCUAAAGAAAACACAGAAGACAGUCUGGCUUGGUUUCAGAGAUUCAGAUGAUGAGGAGAAAGAAAUGUUCUCUUUCAUAAAGCAGAGUGAUUGAUCAUUGGGACUUAUUUGUAUGAUUGAUUGCAUUGAUUAUCGUGUAAGAUCAAUCGUAAAAUCAACUCAAUGAUUAACCAGGAAGCUUUAGUGUACAGUGCUCUUUUGUAUCUGAUCCGGAGGGCAUCAAAUUAGUAUCAAAUCUGAAAUUAUAUGGAAUCUCGGGUAUCGACUUCCAUUUACGAUGAUGUGAAAAUUUGGAGGAUCUAUGGAAAAUUAGACACUACCCUAUUCAGGGCCCUGUCUUACAAAGAGUUGUGAUUGAUAUGAUCAAUCUCAAGUAUGGAAAGCCAAUGAUGCCAACAUCUCUACUAACCUCUCCAAAUUUAUCAGAAAACAAGUGGCAUGCCUCUGGCGGUCUCACCUGCAUCACGAGAUUCAAUAUAGCAGCAGUGCAGACUAUGAAAACUACUAUAAAAUAAUUAUUCCCAAAAAAAACACCAUUCAUAUAAUGAUACAAUACUACGUUCAUUGACAUUGGACCUUGAUCAUGUGACCUAAAACUUGUCAGUGAUACUUGAUUACCCCUAUAUCCACAUUUUAUACACUAUAUCUAUAAACUUUGAAAGUUAUGACAGCAAUCUAAUAAUUACCUCUAAAAUGGCCAAAGUUCAAUGACCUUAAAUGACCUUUGAUUUUGGUCAUGUGACCUGAAACUCGCAUGAGAUGUUCAGUGAUACUUGACGACUCUUAUGUCCAAGUUUUAUGAACUACAUGUAGACCAAUAUACUUAGAGUUAUGAUGGUAAUUCAACAAAUACCCCCAACAUGGCCAAUGUCCAUUGACCUUGGUCAUGUGACCUGAAACUCGCACAAGAUGUUCAGUGAUACUUGGUUACUCUAAUGUCCACGUUUUAUGAACUAGACCAAUAAACUUACAGAGAUAUGAUGGUAAUUCAACAAAUACCCCCAACAUGGCCAAUGUCCAUUGACCUUUAACCUUGGUCAUGUGACCCGAAACUCGCACAAGAUGUUCAGUGAUACUUGGUUACUCUUAUGUCCACGUUUUAUGAACUAGACCAAUAAACUUACAGAGAUAUGAUGGUAAUUCAACAAAUACCCCCAACAUGGCCAAUGUCCAUUGACCUUUAACCUUGGUCAUGUGACCUGAAACUCGCACAAGAUGUUCAGUGAUACUUGGUUACUCUUAUGUCCACGUUUUAUGAACUAGACCAAUAAACUUACAGAGAUAUGAUGGUACCGGUAAUUCAACAAAUACCCCCAAUUUGGCCAAAGUUCAUUGACCCUAAAUGACCUUUGACCUUAAUCAUGUGACCUGAAACUUGCACAGGAUGUUCAGUACUUGAUUACUAUUAUGUCCAAGUUUCAUGAAUCAGAUCCAUAAACUUUCAAAGUUAUGAUGACAUUUCAAAAACUUAACCUUAGGUUAAAAUUUUGAUGUUGAUUCCCCCAACAUGGUCUAAGUUCAUUGACCCUGAAUGACCUUUGACCUUGGUCAUUUGACAUGAAACUCAGGCAGGAUGUUUAGUAAUACUUGAUUAACCUUAUGGCCAAGUUUCAUGAAAUAGGUCCAUAUACUUUCUAAGUUAUGCUGUCAUUUCAAAAACAUAACCUUCGGUUAAGAUUUGGUGUUGACGCCGUCGCCGCUGUCGGAAAAGCGGCGCCUAUAGUCUCACACUGCUAUGCAGGUGAGACAAUAAAAUGAAGCUGAAUGUACAUGGACAGAAAAUUUAAACAAUUAUUUUGUACAUAUGGAUGUGUUUGGGGUUUGGUUUAGUAUUGUUAUAAAAGACAAUACUUUUGUAAACUUUGGUUUCAAGGGUACAGCUGUUAUGGGAAGCAGACAACAAUUUUCUCAAUCUAGAGACAGUGGUUGUCAGAGGGUCUACAUUUCCAGGUAAUCGUCCAUUUGUCCUGUUUUCACUCUCGUGACAACUUGAGAAUUAUUUUACUGAUCAACUUGCAAAUUGGGCUAUGUAUGAAUACAUAGGAGUGACAGUGAUCUGUGUAGUAUUGGAUGUCACAAACUCCAACUUGUUAAAAUCAUGAUGUGGCGAUGACCUGUGUUUAAUGUGUGGGACUAAAGGACAAAGGUCAUUAUGGAUCUGAAAAUAUCUUGUUCCAAUGAUAACUGUGGAGCGUUGUGGCCCAGUGGAUUAGUCUUCUGACUUUUAAACAGAGGGUUGUGGGUUCGAAUCCAGCCAUGGCGUAAUUUCCUUCAGCAAGAAAUUUAUCCACACUGCUGCACUCAACCUAGGUGAGGUGAAUGGGUACCCGGUAGGAAGAAAUUCCUUGAAUGCUUUGAGCGCCUAGGCAGCCCAGCUAAAGCCGGGGUAAUAAUGAUAGCAGGGCCCACUGGAAAAACAGUUUUCAGAACUGAAGUGGCUUCCCUGGGUAAAUAUACCUAUAUUAUUAUUAUUAUAACUAAAAAAGCCAUUUGAGGGAUCAACUUCAAAUCUAACUUUUGUGUGCAUAUUGGAGUAAAGAUCAUCUCAUCAGAUUUUGGGGUCAGAUGUCAUUGUCUCAUUUCGUCACAUGUUUUGUAGAUCCAAUGGAUCAAUUAAAAUUUACUUUGGUUCAUGCACAUAUGAGUGAUGAUGUGAUUAGAUCAUUGCAGAUUUUAAACGUUUCAGAAGUGUUUAUUAAAGGUAUUUCUGAUCUGGUAAUAGCAGAGGCAUGAUUUUUUUCUGUGCAGUUGAUGAUCCAUCUGGUUCGUAAUAAAGUUGCAUAAUAUGUUGUAAUAACAACAUGUUGUAAUGACAAGUCUUGACAUGAACAUAGAAUUAUAGAUUUGAUAAUGAAAAAUAAUAAAAGCUAUUUUUUUAGGAAUGCA